This is a messenger RNA of Panicum hallii, 1471 nucleotides long. RefSeq names its product gibberellin 20 oxidase 2-like. The record is from RefSeq and is a predicted model, not a curated record. Gene Ontology annotation, biological process: response to light stimulus; flower development; gibberellin biosynthetic process. The transcript has 3 exons. Lineage: Eukaryota; Viridiplantae; Streptophyta; Magnoliopsida; Poales; Poaceae. Gene Ontology annotation, molecular function: gibberellin 20-oxidase activity. Bases 1 to 1197 code for a protein of 398 amino acids.
AUGAAUGUUGCUCGUCGCGUGCCUCCUGCCGACGAUGCCGACGGCAACGACGACGCUGCUGCCAUGGGCCUCUGCUGGGGCCAGCCGAAGAUCCCGGACCCGUUCGUCUGGCCCCAGGCCGACGCGCUGGCCUCGUCGGAGAGGGAGCUGGACGCGCCCGUGGUGGACGUCGGGGCCGCCAUGCGCGGCGGCGGCGGCGGCGACGGGAUGCGCCGCGCUGCCGAGCAGGUCGCCGCGGCGUGCGCUAGCCACGGGCUGUUCCAGGUGACCGGGCACGGGCUGGACCCGGCGCUGGCGCGCGCCGCGCUCGACGGCGCCGCGGGCUUCUUCCGCCUCCCGCUCGCUACGAAACGGCGCGCCCGCCGCGCCCCCGGGAACGUGACCGGCUACGCCGCCGCCCACGUCGACCGCUUCACGGCCAACCUGCCCUGGAAGGAGACGCUCUCCUUCGGCCACCGCGACCACCGGGCGGCCGGCGCCCACGUCGUCGUGAACUACUUCACCUCCGUCCUAGGCAGCGAGUUCAAGCCCUUAGGGGCGGUGUACCAGGAAUACUGCGAGGCGAUGAAGCAGGUGUCGCUGGCGAUCAUGGAGGUGAUCGGGGUGAGCCUGGGUGUGGGGCGGAGCUGUUACAGGGACUUCUUCGCCGACGGCUGCUCCAUCAUGCGGUGCAACUACUACCCGCCGUGCCCGGAGCCGGAGCGGGCGCUGGGCACGGGGCCGCACUGCGACCCCUCGGCACUCACCCUCCUGCUGCAGGACGGCGCCGUCGACGGGCUCCAGGUGCUCGUCGACGGCGAGUGGCGCCCCGUCCGGCCGAGGCCCGGCGCGCUCGUCGUCAACAUCGGGGACACGUUCACGGCGCUGUCGAACGGGCGGUACCGGAGCUGCCUGCACCGCGCGGUGGUGCACCGGGAGCGGGAGCGGCGGUCGCUGGCCUUCUUCCUCUGCCCGCGCGAGGACCGCGUGGUGCGCCCGCCGCCGCGCCUCCUCGCCGCCGCCCGCGGGCAGGAGGAGAGGCGACGGCGCUACCCGGACUUCACGUGGGCCGACAUGGCGCGCUUCACGCAGCGCCACUACCGCGCCGACGCCCGCACGCUCGAGGCCUUGGCGCGCUGGCUCGGCGCGGCCGCCCCCACCUGCGCCGCGGCGACGUCGGCGUCCCAGAGCCAAGACAAGGCGCAAGAGACAGCUUAGCUAGCUAGCUACCUUUGGCUAGCCAAGUGCUGCUGCUACUAGAUUAGUGUGGCGUGGUAGCCUCUCUGUAUCAAUUGUUCUAGCUCAUGUAUUCGGAGCUAGCCCAUGCAUGGUACGGUAUAAUAAUUUAUCUACUACUGGAUGCACAUCAAGCUCUAUCCGCAUGUAAUUAAGUACGAUUGCUUAUUAAGGAGUGUCUUUGUGACAUAUAUACUCUUAAAAGAAUCCAUUAAACAUAAGGCUUUAGCUCUUUUUGUUUCUUGAUCAGAUUAUA